AAUUUAGUAAAAAAACAACAACAAUAGUGCUAAAAAACAAAAGUGUUUUAUAUAAAAAAAAACAAUUCAAGUGAAAUAUUUAAAUAAACAAAAAUUCAUUAUAAAAAAAAUCAAACAAACCAACAAACAACUAGAAGCUGCCCUAACAGUUUCAACAAAUUGGAAUAUUUUCUUUUAAACGGAUUUAAAUUUUAACAAAAAACCUCAAGAUGAAUCAAACGUGCAAAGUCUGUGGUGAACCCGCUGCCGGUUUCCAUUUUGGUGCCUUCACUUGUGAGGGUUGUAAGUCAUUUUUUGGCCGCUCCUACAACAAUCUAUCCUCCAUUAGUGAAUGCAAGAACAAUGGCAAAUGUGUGAUUGACAAAAAGAAUCGCACCACCUGCAAAGCCUGCCGCUUGCGCAAAUGCUAUACCGUGGGCAUGUCCAAGGGUGGCUCACGCUAUGGCCGUCGCUCCAACUGGUUUAAAAUUCACUGCCUUUUGCAAGAACAACAGCAACAAGCCGUAGAGGCAGCCUCCAAAGCUGCCAAUGGCUCACCUAUGGUAGCAAAUCCUAAUAAUGCUUCGGCUUUUGGUGAUAUGGCUGCUGCUGUGGCUGCCCAACAACAAUUCUCACAAAGAUCUUCACAUUUGGCCGCUGCUGGGGCACCUCACUUGGGUUAUCCUUCCUAUUUGCCUGAGAUGUCUGCUGCUCCCUUUAUGUCAGCCGCUGCUUUACCCUUCUUCAGCAUGAUGAAUUCUUUGCCCACCAUGGCUGCUGGCUCACCACCCUCUGCCUUCCAAAUGCCACCUCAUUUAUUGUUCCCUGGCUAUCAUCCCGCUGCUGCUGCUGCCGCCGCCGAUGCAGCCUAUCGCUCGGAAAUGUACAAACACAGACAAUCGGUAGACUCUGCUGCCUCCGGGGAAUCCCAGUCACGCUUCUCACCCACCAAUCACUCAGUACACUCGCUUACCCAUGAUGAUAUGCAACAUUUACAUAUGCAACAACAUUUACAAACCCAACAGCCCGCUUCCAACAGACAAUCACCCGAACUAUGUGUGUCUGGCGAUGAUGAUGAACAAGAACGUAAAUCUCUACUAUCCCAUCACUCGAUUUCCCCAGUUUCUUCGCUCAACAACUCUCAUCAUCAUCAAAUUCACAGCCCCAUUGCUGUUAGAGCCUCGCCUGUACAACAACUCACCCCAGAACCCUCAUUUGCCGCCAAAAUGCAAUCACUUUCACCCGUUUCUGUGUGCUCUAUUAGCCAUGAAACCUCUGCUCUACCCUCAAACUAUGAAGAGCCCAUGAAUCAAGACUGUCCCAUGGAUUUGAGCAUGAAAACCUCCCGCAGCUCAGUACACAGCAGUGACAGUGAUAUGUUAAGUGAAACUUCCGAAGAAGAAAGACAACAGAACAUGCGCCGCAAAUUCUAUCAAUUGGAGAACUCCAAUGAAAACUCAGAAAACUCCUCGGACUCAGAGGCUAACAAAAGACAAAAAUUAGCUGAAGCCAACUACCCCGCCUUUGGCAAUCAUCAUUCACAAAGAGGUAUUGUUUGCGUUUAAUCAUCUGCUGCAAAUAGGCUUUACAUACAAAACACCAAAACCACCGCUCUUUUCUUUACCAAAAAACAAACAAAAAAAAGAGUUUUAAACAGUAAGAAAAGUAACUUAAACCAUCCAUCCCUUUAUAGUCAAUGCAAAUCUUAUUUUUUAUUAUUAUUUAGUUACAUACCUACAUAUUAAGAAAAUUUCAUGUCUAAAAUUGUAAAUAUCGUAAAGAGCCGCUGGUUAAACAGCCAGCCGCCUUUACACCACAAAUUUUAUUGAAAUUCCAAAUAUUAGUUUAUAAGUCGUAGUUAGUUGAAUUUUUAUUUUUUUUUUUCAAUAUUUUUCUUUAAAAAAAAAUUUAUUUUUUUUAAAACAUUUUUUAGUUAUUAAUCUAAUUGUUUAUAUCUUACAAAAAUAUUUUCCUUUUUGGGAAAAAAUAUUUGUCAAAAAUAUUGUAUAUAGCAAAUUUUUUUGAUUUUAUUCUAUUAUUAUUAAUGCAUGCUUUUUUAGUAUUUAAGUUUUAGUUUUUAACAAAUCUCAUGUUGACCAGCCUUUGGCUAGAAAAAAAAUUGUAUAUAAUGAUUUUGAUUGCAACAAUUGUAUUAUUUUUUUUAACAUAUUAUUAUUUUUUUUAUUGUAUAUAUUUAUUGAAAUUGAAAAUACCAAUGAAUUGUAGAUUAUUUGAAAAAAAAACAACAAGAAUUUUUACAAAAAAAAACCCACAAACAAAUUUUGAAAAAAAUAUAAAUGAUUAUGAAAAUUUAAAUGAAAAAUAAA
Calliphora vicina (urban bluebottle blowfly) is the source of this 2306-nucleotide messenger RNA. It is a transcript of the gene kni, whose product is annotated as knirps. Gene Ontology annotation, molecular function: nuclear receptor activity; zinc ion binding; estrogen response element binding. Gene Ontology annotation, cellular component: chromatin; nucleus. The coding region runs from base 210 to 1544 and encodes 444 amino acids. The record is from RefSeq and is a predicted model, not a curated record. The transcript is spliced from 3 exons. Lineage: Eukaryota; Metazoa; Arthropoda; Insecta; Diptera; Calliphoridae. Gene Ontology annotation, biological process: regulation of transcription by RNA polymerase II.